UUUGUGUUUUGUUCCCCUCCGCGCGGAUCUGGGGAAGGGAGAGCUCUGGUGCCCACUGUUGCUGGUGGGUGGUGGUUGUUGUUUUUAAAUGAUUGAUUUUAUCCGGAGCUUUCCUCCGCGUACUUUGGUCCGGUUCCCAAGUUCCUAGCUCUUUGCUGCGAGUCAGUUUCAGGCGGGUGGAAACUGACCAAGAAUUAAGCAAACAAAAGAUUCCAAAAGAAUCCCGCUGAGGGGUUCCUCCAAUACAUUUUUGAUUCCUCUCAGUCUCGCUCCCCAGGCUGGGAGGAGGGGGAGAAGAGGAGCUGGGAGAAGGAGGACAAGUGUUUAAGCCAAGGGUUCAGAGGGGCCCAAAGGAAUUUCCCCAAGACCCUUCCUGCUUCUCUGGAUCCAGGUUUGCUGCAUGUUCUGUUUUGAUCUUAAAGUUCACGUGAAUUUUCCCGGGGUCUUGUGUAAGCCUUGGAUUGUUGUUGUUUUUUCCCUCAUCUUGUUGGGAAGCAGGAGGGAGGCGUCCACUCUUGGAUUGAUUUCAGCCUCGUUAGGCUUUCAUUUUGCCCCUCUUGGGCUUUUUGGAAUUUUUUAAAACUCAGUUCCUAAGAAGAAGAGGAAAGAGAAGAAAGCAAAAAACCCUUAAGCUAUCCCCACCAAGAAAACCAACCAAUAGCUUUUGGAGUGAGGCUUGCCUCCCUACCAAAAGACAUACUCCCGCCAUGGCACUGAAAGGCCGAGCACUUUAUGACUUUCAGAGUGAGAACAAGGAGGAGAUCAGCAUCAAACAGGAUGAGGAGCUGGUGGUCUUCAGCGAGACCUCCUUGGACGGCUGGCUGCAAGGCCAGAACAGCCGGGGGGAGACUGGACUCUUCCCGGCCUCCUACGUGGAGAUCCUCCGCUGUCGUUCUGACUCCAACUACACAGACUACUCCAACAGCCCGGCCAGCUCCCCCAGCAACGAGACGUCUUUCUACGUCACUCCUGUGGCCAGCUCAGGCAUCAUCUCUCACCAGGGCAGCUUCGAGGAUGACGAUGAGGAGGACUGGGAUGACUGGGACGAUGGCAGCACCGUGGUGGAGGAGCCCAGGGGCGUCGGGCUGGGCACCAACGGCCACCCCCCCCUCAACCUGUCCUAUCCCGGCGCCUACCCCAACCAACACGUCAGCUUCCGGCCCAAGCCGCCCCUGGAGCGCCAGGACAGCACGGCCUCGGGCAAGCGGGGGAGCGUGGUGGGCCGCAACCUGAACCGCUUCUCCUGUUUCGUCCGCUCCGGCGUGGAGGCCUUCAUCCUGGGAGACGUCCCCAUGAUGGCCAAGAUCGCCGAGGCCUACUACAUCGAGAUGGGUCCCAAAGGCCCCCAGUGGAAGGCCAGCCCCCACCCCUUUGCCUGCUCUGUGGAGGACCCCACCAAGCAGACCAAGUUCAAGGGCAUCAAAAGCUACAUCUCCUACAAACUGACGCCCAGCCACGUGGGCUCCCCCGUCUACCGGCGCUACAAGCACUUCGACUGGCUCUACAACCGGCUGCUGCACAAGUUCACCGUGAUCUCGGUGCCCCACCUGCCCGAGAAGCAGGCCACGGGCCGCUUCGAGGAGGACUUCAUCGAGAAGCGCAAGCGGAGGCUCAUCUUGUGGAUGGACCAUAUGACCAGCCACCCCGUGCUGUCCCAGUACGAGGGCUUCCAGCACUUCCUCAGCUGCCUGGACGACAAGCAGUGGAAGAUGGGCAAGCGGCGGGCGGAGAAGGACGAGAUGGUGGGGGCCAGCUUCCUGCUCACCUUCCAGAUCCCCACCGAGCACCAGGAUCUCCAGGACGUGGAGGACCGCGUGGAUGCCUUCAAGGCCUUCAGCAAGAAGAUGGACGACAGCGUUCUGCAGCUCACCAACGUGGCUUCGGAGCUCGUGCGUAAGCACAUCGGGGGCUUCCGUAAGGAGUUCCAGAAGCUGGGCAAUGCCUUCCAGGCCAUCAGCCAUUCCUUCCAGCUCGACCCCCCCUACAGCUCAGAUGCCCUCAACAAUGCCAUCUCCCACACCGGCAAGACCUAUGAGACCGUGGGGGAGAUGUUUGCUGAGCAGCCCAAGAAUGACCUCUUCCAGAUGCUGGACCGGCUCUCCCUGUACCAGGGCCUUCUCUCCAACUUCCCUGACAUCAUCCACCUACAGAAAGGUGCUUUCGCCAAGGUCAAAGAGAGCCAGCGCAUGAGCGACGAGGGCAAGAUGGACCAGGACGAGGCCGACGGGAUCCGCAAGCGCUGCCGCGUGGUGGGCUUCGCCCUGCAGGCCGAGAUGAACCAUUUCCACGAGCGUCGGGUGCUGGACUUCAAGCAUAUGAUGCAGUCCUAUCUACGGCAGCAGAUUCUCUUUUACCAGCGGGUCAGCCAGCAGCUGGAACAGACCCUGCGCAUGUAUGACCACCUCUAAGUGCCCCUCUGCCUCUCCUGCUGAGCCUCUGCUCCAGCCCUUCCCCUCCCCACGCAGUCUUCCCUGGCCCAGAUGUCUGCUCAGGUAGAGAGAGAGCCCGGAGGGGCUUCCUGAUAGGGAUGGCUUUAUCCCAGUUUCCGCUGCCCCUUUUGUACGGCUAACCAGCUCCUCUUUCUUCUCCUUCGUAGGUUUAUGUCUGCCCAAGAGUGGUCUAUCUUCGUGGCCUAGGCUCAGAGGGAAUCAGUCCCCUUAUGGGAGGCUCUCGCAGGGGCUGCCUUGAUCCCCGUUUAGAGCAGGGCCCAUCUCUGCCCCCCUUUGUAAAAGGGCCCGAGAGUAGGGUGGGAGCGACCUGGUUUCUAGUUUUGAGUGGCCUGGCUUCCUUUUCAUUCAAAGUGGGAGCAGAGGCAAAUAGGGGAGGGAGCUUUCCGAGACCUGAGGCCGUGGUGGCCUAGAGAGAGAACCCAAGAGAGCCCAGUCCCCAGCCCUCAACCUUCCCCUGCACAAUAUGACAGGACUCUGCGAAUCAGGGUUAUUCCAAGACAUUCCUGGACAGGGCUAUGGGGAGAUCUGAGCAUCCCCUUCUUUCUGCUGAAAACCUUAAGGCUUCCUCACCUAUCUUUGCCCCUGAACCACAGCUACUGUCUACCUAUGGCAUGGAUUGUGGCCACUGACUCCCCUUUGUGACAGGGAAUCUGGCCAAAGCCCAGAUGAGGAGGGAAACUGGGCCCCACGAUAGCUGCCCACAAGUCUUUAACCCCUCCUUCCUCUAGUCCCAUUCUCACCGGUCAGUGGGGACCCUGAAGUUCCUACUAAUGCCAGGCCCCCGGGUGGUGUGGGACCUUGCCAGGGGCCACUAAUGCCCAGCUAAGAUCCUCCCCUAAUUGGAUCCCAUUUGUCUCCUUCCCACCUCCCAGCCCCAAGAUCUGAGGCCCCUUGCAGGAGCUACCUGAAUGCUAGCCUUGAUUGAUAAGCUUGGUGGCCUUCUGCCCCCUGGACUCAUACUCUUUACCCACACUCUAGCUCUUACUCUGGAACUGAACUUGCCUGAUGUUUGUGCUCACCAGCAGUAAUAACCUAUGGGGUCAGGGCCCAGAUAUCUUCGAUUCCACAAGUCCUUAAUGGACCCCUUGAGUGCCUUUCGAUCCACCCAGAUCUCUAGCAUGGUGAUAACCUGCCAGCUGUUCCUGCUCUUAAAUGACAGAGAAUCUGUGGGACAGAAGGAAGGGUAGGGGGAGCCUCGCCCUAGGUGCCCUCCUGGUGCCCAUCCCCUCUUCUCGCAUGCACUGUGAUGCCAGCCCAGCCUCACUGAGGAUGGGCAGAAAUGCCUCUGGUCAUUGUUUACAUCCCAGUGGGAGCUGCCCACAUACCCUGUAGGUUUGGGGGGGAGGGUAGAGAGGGUGGGAGGGAUGCCACCAGACAGUGGGACACAGGCAGAUGUGUGCCACAGUUUGGUGGCACCCCUUAAGGCCUCAGGCAGCCCCCCUUGCUUCUGUUUGUUCUCUUUUUUUUCUCAAAAGAACUUUUACAAUUAAAACAACAGAGUUAAAAUUU
This is a messenger RNA of Gracilinanus agilis (Agile Gracile Mouse Opossum), 3959 nucleotides long. RefSeq names its product sorting nexin 33 (gene SNX33). Bases 708 to 2408 code for a protein of 566 amino acids. The record is from RefSeq and is a predicted model, not a curated record. The transcript is spliced from 3 exons. Gene Ontology annotation, molecular function: protein binding; phosphatidylinositol binding. Lineage: Eukaryota; Metazoa; Chordata; Mammalia; Didelphimorphia; Didelphidae. Gene Ontology annotation, biological process: plasma membrane tubulation; endosomal transport; mitotic cytokinesis. Gene Ontology annotation, cellular component: plasma membrane; cytoplasmic vesicle.